Anopheles moucheti is the source of this 5125-nucleotide messenger RNA. It is a transcript of the gene Srrm234, whose product is annotated as serine/arginine repetitive matrix protein 2. Gene Ontology annotation, biological process: nucleosome assembly. The record is from RefSeq and is a predicted model, not a curated record. Gene Ontology annotation, cellular component: nucleosome. Gene Ontology annotation, molecular function: structural constituent of chromatin; DNA binding. The transcript has 9 exons. NCBI's taxonomy places the organism in Eukaryota, Metazoa, Arthropoda, Insecta, Diptera, Culicidae. Bases 449 to 4345 code for a protein of 1298 amino acids.
ACAUUCUGGGACGCAGAAGUGCACGCUCCGUAAAAUUGCUGCUCAGCUGCUGUAAUGGUGGUUUGUUGCGUGGUUAGUACAGGAUAUGCGUUGAACUCACGCUCAACGUGAGUUGUGUUUAUAUCGUGAUUUCGUAAUCGACUACGCACCAUCAAUUUUCGCAAAUCCGUGUACAGUGCUCGGUCGCCGGCAUUCACGGGCCCCAAGCAAAUUCUUGCGAGUUCUUGGAAGGCGCGUAGUAUCGAUUUUUCUGUGUUUUUUUCUAUGGAACGAUAGUGUGUUCUUUCGGUAUCGGCGUGUGAAUAUCGUUACAUCGAAUAAACCCGAUCGUAUCGGUCGGAACGGAACGAUUUGUAUCAGGCUAGCGUAGUGCGUGUGUUCCAACUUGCCGCUAUCGCUUGUUUUUUUUUUGCAAGCGAUCGAUUGAGGAGGGACCUUUGAGCAAAAAAUGUACAACGGAAUCGGUCUCACUACACCCCGUGGAUCCGGUACCAAUGGUCACGUUCAGCGUAACGUCGCAUUUGUCCGGCCAGGGAAAAAGGAUAACAUUAACUACCGCACGGAAGACGAUUUAGCAAAGCUAGACGCACAAUCGAACCGUCAGCCGAAUCAAGGCAUCCUAGACCAUGAGCGGAAGCGAAAGAUUGAAGUAAAAUGUGCCGAACUGGAAGAAGUGCUCGAAAGCCAAGGGCUAGGGCAGGAUGAAGUUCGUGCCAAGGUGGAGCUGUACCGCUCGAAACUGAUGGACCACGGAACAAUCGAGUUGCCGAAGGAUGAAUUUGGGAGAUUGCUUGUACGAGAAACACAUCACAUCGCACAGGCCCAGCAGGAGAAAAACGCCAAACUGCGCGAAGCGUUCGGUAUAUCGCAGUAUUUCGUCGAAGGUACGAGCUUCGACCAGGACCGCAAGGCAAAGGAGGAUCUGGCCAAAUCCGAAGCGCUGCAAAAGGAACUAACCGAAAAGGCGGAAAAGGCGAAAGAGAUGGAACGGGCAAACCGGAAACGGUACGCACUCGUGCGUACACCAUCGCCGGAAAAGGAUGCGGAUCGCAAUGGUGGCAAACAGCGGCGCGGUGGUUCGAACGAACGCGAGGAAGGCGAACAUGAGGACAACGAUGAGGAAAACGGUGAUGAUGGUGGUGCAAGUGACGGCGGUGGUAAGGUGAAUGCGAAAUCGGCCACCGGUGGUGGCGGUGCCCUACGUCGCGACAAAGAGGAGAAGAAGAAGAAAAAGAAGAAGGCACGAGAUGUAUCUUCCAGUCCCGAGCGCAAAAAGGAUAAAAAGAAGAAAUCGAAGAAAAACAAAAAAGAAAGAACGAAGAAGAAACACUCCAAGAAAUCUCAUCGUGAUGAAGACAGCGAUACGUCCGACUCGGAAUCCGAUUCUGAUUCCAAAAGUGAUGCUUCCUCGGAUUCGGAACGCGAGAGCAGUAGCAAGCGGAAGAAAAAGUCAUCGAAGAAGGACAAGAAAAAGAAAUCAUCCAAAAAGAAGAAGGCAAAAUCUCGUUCAACGUCACGCAACAAAUCACCAGAUGCUUCUAGCAAGAAGAAAUCUAUGGAAGACGAAAAACAACAAGAUAAACGCAAGGAAGUCCCUUCCGAGACUAGAAACGAGGAAAGAAACAGGCGUUCGGUUGAUCGCAGUGUCGGGCGUAAAGAUCGAUCGACCAGUCGAAAUCGCAAUGACAGUCAGCGAACGCGAGAAUCUAGCCGGGAACGUGGUACCAAUGUUCGCCGGGGAACCUAUCGGUCCGACAGAUAUGAAGACAAUCGUUUCGGUGCCAAUCGUGGCGAAGGAAACUAUUUUAAUCGCUAUCGUGAUCGGGAUCGUGACACUAAUCGCAUUGCAGAGGAACGUCCUCGUCGUAGUCGUUCGAGAAAUCGACGUCGUGACCGUUCGCCGGAGCACGAGCGCAAUGAUAGAUCCCGUUCUCGCUCUCGGUCCCGUUCGGGAAGUCAAAGAAGGCGUCCGAAUCAUACUGUUUCUCGAGGAUAUAGUGUAGAAAAGUCGAAAUCCGGUAACCGCCGGGACCGUUCACCUCUGAAACAGCCGGAGCUAGACAAAUCUCGAGAAAAAGAUAGUGAGCGUGAAAAGGGUCGUGAACGAAAUAGGGAUCGCGAUAAUCGGGAGCAAGAUACCGAUCGUUCUCGCGAUAGGGAACGCGAACGCCGACAUGAUGAUCGUGAACGAGGUCGGGAAAACAAUCGGGAUCGUGACCGCGAUAGCUACCGUGACCGAGGCCGGAAUCGUUCAUCGAGCCCCAAAAAGAGGGAAAAUCGAUCUCCACCCCGUCGGCAACAGCAAGAGGAACAAUUACCACCCACCAUAAAGCGUGAAAAAUCAUCACGUCAUUCGCCUGAACGUAAAUCGAAAUCAAAUGCGGUGGCCGACGAAUCUAAGCAGCGCAAGAGAUCCCCAUCUCCGAAGGCAGUAACCAGCCACCAGGCUGUUACAACAGACAAGACAGACAAAUCUGAAUAUCAGCGUAGUUCUCCGAAAGUUGCUAACGAGAAGCAAUCUACAUCAUCAUCGGACGAAUCAGAAUCAGAUUUAGACUAUUCUCCAGCCAGACGACAUCCCGAGCGGUACAGUGAUAUACUGCAACGCAUCAAAUCACGCACUGAUGCCAAUGGAGAAGCUCAUUCCGAUACGACGUCGAAUAAAAACAAUAAACAACAGGCGACGGCAGCAUCUUCAACGCGUGAGUCACGUAAAAUGGAACAAACGGCCAGUCCCGCACGCGAGAGAUCCGACAAGAAUGUAGCGGAAGAAGGUAAACACAAGGGACGUCAUACUUCGAUGAGCCCCCCAGUCGAAAAAGAACGCUCUCGUUCACCCUCGAAGCGUCGCCGAUCAAUAUCGUCUUCCCCAAAGAAAAAAGAUUCAUCCCGAUAUGGAUCACCAUCCAAUACAAAGAAGCGUGACAAACCUGUUUCAGCUCCAGCCGAAGCACAUCCUUCUGCAAAAUCAUCAGAAAAACUGUCAACCUCAACAUCGCCAUCGUUAAAGAAAGCAAUGUCACGUUCGCCUGAGGUGAAGAAACGUCGUUCACGGAACCAGUCUCCAACUGCUCGUACUACGAAAACCAUCCAAAAUGAGCGGGAGCUGACAGAAAGUAAGCGCCCCGAAACACGCAGUCCCGAAAAAAGCGAUUCAAGAAAAUCUAAAACAAAGAAAUCUUCCUCGUCAUCUGGUGCAGCGUCGUCUUCGGUACCGUCAACAACCGUCUCCACGGCCGUUAUCGUUCAGCAGCCCGUGGUGAAGUUACACUCUCCCGAAUCGGAACAUUCGCAAUCCGAUAGCGAUGAGCGCCAGCCGGAGCGUAACAAGAUGCAGCGUGAUCGCGACGACCUAGAUGCAUUCCUUCCUAUUUAUGAUGAAAAUAGAGAACAGGAGAAGGAUCUUACCCUGCUGAAAGCGCUGAAACAUGAUCUUGCGGCCAAAGCGAAGCAAAGCCUAGAGAAGAAAAAAUCUAGCUCCGCCGAAGGCGUUGUAAGCAGCAGUGCCAUAGCGAUGAAGGUUGGACUGGUGGGCAAACCGGCAGACACUUCCACCGGCAUGGAGGUACGGGUCGGUGAGACACGGGAACGCGAGCUGCAGCUUUUGCAAAGCAAACAGCACCAAUCCGCUCAGGCUAGCUCUAGCAGCAGAACAGAAACAACAAAACCAAACGUUUCAGAUGGGAAGCAAUCUGUCGUAAAGUCGAAAAAUUCUGCGGUCGAAGCAGUCCAGGAGGACAGCAGCAGUACACAAAUGAAGAAGGAUAUUCAUGAGAUACUUAGCACUGUCGGUGCAUGUGCGGUUGCGAAUGGUUCGGAAGUCGCCGCCAGUUUGGCCAAGACGACGAUUUUGCACGCGGUGGAUAACAUACUGAAGGAAAAAAUAUCGGGAACUGCGAAGGAGAAGUCUACGUCUACCGCGUCCGGCAGUAAAACUCGUGCUAGUACAAGAAGUAGUCGCUCAAGAUCGCGUUCCCGUUCUCGCUCACGUUCGCAUAAGUCCCGUAGCUACAGCAGCUCAAGUAGCGGUUCCGGCAGCUCUCGUUCCCGCAGCCGGUCUUCUUCGUCGCAUAGUCGCAGCUCUUCGGAUCGUGGCAGCAGCCGCUCGAGAAGCCGUUCCAGCAGCCAUUCGUCACAAUCUUCCCCGCGAUCCCGUACUGCAUCCCGUUCACCAUCGAUACCGCGCCGUGCUGGAUCUCCUUCGUUCCUCGAUCGGCGCCGUAUCACCAGUGCACGCAAACGUCCGAUACCGUAUCGCAGACCGACGCCAUCGUCUCCUUCGAGCGCUAGUAGCUAUCACAGCCGUGGCAGUCACUCAAGAAGUCGUAGCCGUAGCAAAAGUUAAACAGUUGAAAGCACCGACUUCUUAAAAUCUUCAAAUGCUCUUCUGACGUCGAUUAGUGGAGAUAUCGGAUGGGGUCACCGUCGGCAAUACUACACACUAACAACACCAUUCAACUAGAUGGUCAUCCUAUUUACAAUUCGUCCAUUUCAGGAUAACGUUCAGAUAUAGACACGAUGAUUUCGGUGUCCUCAAGGAGAUGCGCCUUGCAAUGGUAAACAGAGGUCUGCAUCCCAAGUCAGCUUGAAGUAAAUGCGCGUGAAUCAAUCCUGUACAUUCCAAACGAAGGGACGUUGCGUUGAUCCUAACGCCCUUCGCUCAUAUCAUACAUGAUCGUGUCAUUUCAGUGAAAUUAUUUAGUCGCAAUAGCACCGUGUAGGUGAAAAUUACAAAAUCUCACGGAACAGGAAAGAACUAGCAAUAACACACAAAACGAUACAUCAAUAUUGGUAAAAUUGCUUUUAAAGUAUAAUUCUUGUCUUAGUUCGUAUUAGUAAUGCAAAACAAUGCACGGAAAAUUUUGAUUUGGAAACGGAUGGUUCUAUUUCCAUGUUUGCAAUAUUAGUUUACCCGAACGCUAGUCACAAUUUACGAAUAUUUAUUUACUGAUUGUUUGAUAUUUUAACAAUACUCAUGCUUACACCAGUAGAAGAAUAACUGACUUAGCAAAACUAAAAAAAAGCGUUUAAAAUUUCUUUGCUAUGAACCUUUUGAUUCAGAAGACGAUCAUGAACCUUCUAAUGAAUAAAAUGGAACACAUAAAUAAUCAGUACUAGGCAAACU